GGAAAAAAAAAAAAAAAAAUUCGAUUCCCUGAUAUUUUCUGGUGCUUCGCUUUGCUUUGCUUUUUCUCUUCACAAAAUAUUAUUCGAUUCCUUUUUUUCCCUUUUUACGCUCUCUGCAAAUCUAUCAUCGUUCCCAUCGCUGUAUCCUCCAAAUCUUCGCUUCAAAACCAAAAGCUCUUCCCUUGAUUCAAACAUCUCUCUCUCUCUCUCUUCCCAAGAGUUGUUGUUUUGGUACAGAUGUUUUGAUUUUUCUGGAAAAAAAAUCAAGUUUUUUUAAAGAGCUAUGGAAGAGGAGAAUGUUACUAGUUCACCUUCUACACAAGUUCCUAGGAUUAGGCAUCGAAGACGUUCUAAUGAGGCUGUUGUUGAUGGUGAUAGAGUGAAUGCGAGCCCUUUGUUGGUUAAUGAUCGAAAUAAGUACAAAUCUUUCAUGGUCAGGACUUACUCUACGUUAUGGAUGAUUGGUGGUUUUGUUUUGGUUGUCUACAUGGGACAUCUCUAUAUCACAGCUAUGGUUGUUGUUAUUCAAAUCUUUAUGGCUAAAGAGUUGUUUAAUCUGCUGAGGAAAGCACCCGAAGAUAAAUGUCUCCCCUAUAUUAAACAGCUCAAUUGGCACUUCUUUUUCACUGCCAUGCUUUUUGUAUAUGGUCGGAUCCUUAGUCAACGAUUAGCCAAUACAAUGACUGCAGAUCAGUUCUUUUAUCGGCUAGUCAGCGGCUUAAUCAAAUACCAUAUGGCCAUCUGUUACUCCUUGUAUAUUAUAGGUUUCAUGUGGUUCAUUCUGACAUUAAAAAAGAAGAUGUACAAGUACCAGUUUGGACAGUAUGCAUGGACCCACAUGAUUUUGAUAGUCGUGUUUACUCAAUCAUCGUUCACUGUUGCCAACAUAUUUGAAGGGAUCUUCUGGUUUCUUCUUCCAGCGUCUUUAAUUAUAAUCAACGACAUCUUUGCUUACAUUUUCGGUUUCUUCUUUGGAAGAACACCCUUGAUAAAGCUAUCUCCAAAGAAGACAUGGGAGGGAUUCAUUGGAGCCUCUGUGACAACUAUCAUCUCUGCAUUUGUUCUUGCAAAUAUUUUGGGUCGUUUCCCAUGGUUGACAUGUCCACGAGAGGAUUUAUCCACUGGGUGGCUACAAUGUGACGCUGAUCCAUUGUUCAAACCUGAACCGUUUGCUUUACCUUCGUGGAUUCCAGAAUGGUUUCCUUGGAAAGAAAUGACGAUCCUCCCUGUUCAAUGGCAUGCUUUAUGUCAUGGUUUGUUUGCUUCAAUCAUAGCACCUUUUGGAGGGUUUUUCGCUAGCGGAUUUAAGAGAGCAUUCAAAAUCAAGGACUUUGGUGAUAGUAUUCCAGGACAUGGUGGAAUCACAGAUAGAAUGGACUGUCAGAUGGUUAUGGCAGUAUUCGCUUACAUAUACCUCCAGUCAUUUAUAGUCUCCCAAAGCGUUUCGGUUGACAAAAUCUUGGACCAGAUAUUGACGAACCUUACCUUCGAGGAACAACAAGCUCUCUUCAUGAAAUUAGGGCAAAUGAUGAAGGACAAGCUUCAAUAGUUUCCACUACCAAAACUGUUUUUUUUUCCUUUCCUUCCAGAUUCAGAUUCAGAUUCUCCAAGAAGCAGGUUCUAUAUAACUCUGGAAUAUCCCUUUUUAUCAAAUUCCUUAGUAGAAGACAAUAAAAUUAAAAUUGGUUAAGAUUUGUUCUCUGCCAUUGUAAAUUUCUCUUGACAUUUGUUGAAAAUUAGAAAGCUCUUUUUUUAAGUCUUCUCAUUUGAUACAAUAGGGUAUGAAAGGGAAGUUGUAUCUACUAUCUCUUCUAUCUACUUAACUUGUAGCUUUGUUGGUUUCAUUUGUAUUUUGUAUAUUGGUUCAAUUCAAACAUUAUUUGGUUUGCUUGUCUCA
Capsella rubella is the source of this 1897-nucleotide messenger RNA. RefSeq names its product phosphatidate cytidylyltransferase 1. Gene Ontology annotation, molecular function: phosphatidate cytidylyltransferase activity. The coding region runs from base 284 to 1549 and encodes 421 amino acids. The transcript is spliced from 12 exons. Gene Ontology annotation, cellular component: endoplasmic reticulum membrane. NCBI's taxonomy places the organism in Eukaryota, Viridiplantae, Streptophyta, Magnoliopsida, Brassicales, Brassicaceae. The record is from RefSeq and is a predicted model, not a curated record.